This is a messenger RNA of Saccostrea cuccullata (small rock oyster), 1017 nucleotides long. RefSeq lists its product as uncharacterized. The transcript has 6 exons. NCBI's taxonomy places the organism in Eukaryota, Metazoa, Mollusca, Bivalvia, Ostreida, Ostreidae. The record is from RefSeq and is a predicted model, not a curated record. Bases 10 to 1005 code for a protein of 331 amino acids.
UAAGGGAAAAUGGCGCGCAGAAUCAUGGUGUACGUGGUUAAUGUAAUGUUUUAUGUCUGCUUCAUUUCCCUAAUAUCGUCUGAUGACUUAAACAUUUGCAAGAAUGAAUUUACUGGUCAACAUGAAUGCUGUACCGAUUAUAAAAAUAUUUCAGGAAUUUGUCAAGCUUGUAUUGGUUUUUACGGAAAAAGCUGCAAUUUACCAUGUCCGUUGGAAUUCUAUGGACACGGAUGCAAAGAAAAAUGUCAUUGUAGUGAGCAACAGAUAUGUGACAAGACAAAGGGAUGUUUAGCUGUUACGAAUACAAGCACAGGUUUUUCACAGAAUUCUAACAGGAUUGAUAAUUUAAAAACAACAAUUAUUGCUGCCGUCACUCUUGUUAUCUUUAUUUUUGGAGCGUUAUGGACAGCGUGCUUUUUACAGAUGAGGUUAAGGAGACAAAGGAGGAAAAAUAUCAACAUUUCAAAAUCUGCACCCUCAGGAGAUACUCCUAAGGACAAUCAGGAACAAGGAGAAUACAUCUAUAAUGACGUGAGAGAAUCACAAAUGUUUGAAAAGGAAGCAAUAAAUCCUGUUGUUUGUAAUUCUCUUCAAAGACAGCAUCUAAAUAACUUUGCUCAUCUGAAAUCUUCAAAAAGUUUACCAAGACAUUAUAAAACGAAAGGGAGACAACAAAUGCCAUGUGCUAGUUCUGAUAGUUUUGAUUAUUAUGGUAGUCCUGAAACCUACAAUCACCUUCAGUAUAAAAAGAUGUGUACUUUACCUGCUAAACCAAGUGUUCCGCACAAGAACUGCUCAAUGAAAGUUAAUCCCCCAAAUUUGCAAUACAGUAGUAUGAGCGUUAUGACAGAAAUGUACAACAAAGGACAAAGAAGUCAACAUCAAACACCUGAAGACAGCUCGACACUUCCUAGACCAGGAAAUCCCCAAACAAGGCAUUUUCGACCAUACAGCUCCGUUAGAUACAACCGAAAUGCUAAACCGGAGAUCAAAACAAUUCACUAAUUCCUUUUUAUG